AUGUCCGGCAUUACCAAGCACAAUGAAGCGUGCUGCAAAAUUCCUCCUAUCGUCGACGAGGGGUACAGUCCAAAGGGCAAAUACAUUGAGCUCAAUGGCACAAAGACCUAUGUGACCGGCCCAGACACUGCCACUUCUGCCAUCCUCUCCAUUUACGACAUCUUCGGCUUCUUUCCUCAGACUAUUCAAGGCGCUGAUAUCCUCGCCUACAGCGACAGCGAGCACCCCUACCAAGUCUUCAUGCCAGAUUUCUUCGAAGGCAAUCCGGCCGACAUGGCAUGGUACCCACCCAACAACGAAGACAAGAAACAGAAGUUCAACGACUGGUUUAAGAGUGCCGCUCCUCCGAAACAUCUACCUAAGGUGCCCCAACUUAUCAAGGCAGCAGAGGAACAGAACAAGAGCAUUAAGAGCUGGGGUGUCAUCGGAUACUGCUGGGGCGGGAAGAUGACCAGCAUCAUCGCAAGCAAGAACAAUUUCAAGGCGGCGGUGCAGACAAGUCCCGCGAUGGUGGAUAGCAGUGAUGCGGAGAAGGUUGUAAUUCCGAUGAUGGUACUGGCUAGUAAGGAUGAGCCGGUGGAAGAGGUGAAGAAGUACGGUGAGAAACUGACUGUAAAGAACCAUAUUGAGACUUUUGAUGACCAGUUGCACGGGUUCAUGAGUGCGAGAGCGGAUCUAAAGGAUGAGAAAGUCAAGAAGGAGUAUGAAAGGGGGUACAGGCUCGCGUUGCAGUUCUUUCACGAGCACUUGUGA
Messenger RNA from Lithohypha guttulata, 753 nucleotides. RefSeq lists its product as uncharacterized. Lineage: Eukaryota; Fungi; Ascomycota; Eurotiomycetes; Chaetothyriales; Trichomeriaceae. Gene Ontology annotation, molecular function: hydrolase activity. The transcript has 3 exons. Bases 1 to 753 code for a protein of 250 amino acids. The record is from RefSeq and is a predicted model, not a curated record.